Mucor velutinosus is the source of this 4608-nucleotide messenger RNA. RefSeq names its product glycerol-3-phosphate dehydrogenase (gene GPD2). NCBI's taxonomy places the organism in Eukaryota, Fungi, Mucoromycota, Mucoromycetes, Mucorales, Mucoraceae. The transcript has 2 exons. Gene Ontology annotation, biological process: DNA repair; telomere maintenance. Bases 1 to 4608 code for a protein of 1535 amino acids. Gene Ontology annotation, molecular function: DNA helicase activity; ATP binding. The record is from RefSeq and is a predicted model, not a curated record.
AUGCCUCCUACUAUUCAAACAAGACACUGCACGACCUGUAGAGCUGCUCUUCCAGUAGACUAUGCUUAUCGGAAAUGUGAUUCAUGUCGAGAACGAGCGCGAAAUUACGCCAGGCAAAGAAGAUUGGCGAAUCGAAGAACACCAAGAGCACCUGCAGCGUUUGUAUCAGAACUUGGAAGAGUACAACGUUCAGAUUUGGGCAGAAUGGACAACCAAUGUGAUGGAUGUGGAGCUUUGCAUUGGGCCGCAGAGAGGGCUGUUCAACAGCGAGUAAACGACAACUGCUUUCAUGCUUGCUGCAAAAAAGGUAGAGCUGUCUUGCCCCUUUUGCAAGAGCCUCCCGAGCCUUUAAAUAGCUUGAUCAACGGAAGCCAUCCUCGAUCCUCUCAUUUUUUGCAGCACAUGCGACAAUACAACACUUUGUUCGCAUUUACAUCAUUUGGCACCGAUGCUACGCCUGAGCAGCUCCAAAGGGAUAGAGAGAAUGAGAUGAGAGGCGGCAUCACGCCGGUUCGUGUUCAUGGGGAACUCUAUCACUUGCAAGCACCACUAAAUUUGAGCAAUGUGCCAAAGUAUAGCCAGCUGUACGUUUACGACCCAGAGUAUGCCGCUGCGAUUCGCUGUGCAGACCCCAGAAAUCAAGGAUUGGACGACACGAUCAUUGAGCAACUGAGUGAAAUGAUUGCUGAUCCUGUAGUUUGUGGCAAUCCAUUUGUAAGCAUCUACAAACAUGCUCACGAAAUCCUGAAAGAAGAAGAGGAGAGGCAAGCUCAAGAUGGUGUUAGCGAGAAUGCUCACAUCAGGCUCAGUCCUCAGAUGCAAAUGGAAUUGGUUGUUGGCCAGGACAGACGCACUCAAAAUCUGCCAACUGUCAACGAGAUUGCUGCCAUCAUUCCAAACGAGUGUUCUGACAGGAGUUUCAGAGAUAUUUUGAUCACAUAUCGUAGCAAUUCCUCGGCCAGGGCUCAAGGCCAGUUUAAGCGUAUCAAUGAGACGCAUGCUGCAUAUAUGCCUCUUCAUUAUGCUUUGCUUUUUCCUAGAGGUGAAUAUGGGUGGAAUUGGGGCCAAAGACUGCAAUCGUCAGCGCAAACUGCUGAUGCCAUGAUUAUUGAGAGCGAAGAAGAUGAGACACCAGCAGAGCAACAACAACAAGUGUCAGAUAGCCGACUUACCCAAGGCGUGUUCUACAGAUUUCGAUUGCAUGUUAGAAACAACGAGUCAAAGAUCAUUUUUUUGUCAAGACGUCUAUUUCAACAAUAUGUGAUUGAUGCCUGGGCAAUCUGUGAGCAAACAAAACUGAACUGGAUCAAAGUCAAUCAGACGAAUCUUCGCGCUGAUGUGUAUAAAGGACUUGCUGAUGCUACCUCUGCUGCUGACUCAGACCUCGAACAGGUGGGAAAGACGUUCAUCUUGCCCAGUAGCUUCACUGGUGGACCGCGAUUCAUGAUGCAGCUAUAUCAAAAUGCAAUGGCUAUCUCUAGAUUCUUUGGUAAGCCAACGUUAUUCAUCACAUUUACUGCCAACCCAAACUGGAGGGAGAUCCAAGAUGAAUUGUUGCCAGGCCAAACAGCCGCUGAUCGCCCCGACUUGGUUGCUCGAGUAUUCAACCUUAAGCACCGAGAGCUGCUUAAAGACUUGAAAGACAGAAAGGUCUUUGGCUGUUAUAAAGGCAUUGUAAGGACUAUUGAGUAUCAAAAGCGUGGUCUCCCUCACGGUCAUAUGCUAUUGUUUUUGGAUGCAGAAACAGAUAGAUUUGAUACGCCAGAGAGGAUUGAUCAGAUCAUUUGCGCUGAGAUCCCAAAUGUUGAAGAAGAACCUGAAUUGCAUGCAAUCAUCACUCGCAAUAUGAUGCAUGGCCCAUGUGGCGAGCUAAACUCAAAGUCUCCGUGUAUGGUACAAGAUGCUUUUGGCAAUGAUGUAUGCUCAAAGAAAUUUCCCAAAAACUACCAGCCAGUAACGGUGACCAGUGCUGAUGGUUAUCCUACUUAUAGAAGAAGAAGAGAUGGUCGUUCUCAUCAGGUGCGCGUCAAGGACAAGUUGGGUGUCUACCGCGAUUUCCACAUGACGAAUGAGUGGGUGGUGCCAUACAACCCUUAUUUGUCAAAAAAAUACAAUGCCCAUGUAAAUGUCGAAGUAUGUGGUAGCGUCCAGGCAAUCAAGUACAUCAACAAGUAUAUUUACAAAGGCUCUGAUCAGACAACGCUCAAAACUACAACCACCACCACAGCCACUGAAACAGCAAAUGCCACUACCACAGCAACAACUCAGAAUAACGAAGUGGCCAAGUAUCUAAAUGGCCGUUAUAUUAGUCCUGUUGAAGCUGCAUGGAGGUUGUUUGAAUUCCCAAUGCAUGAGGAAAGCCCAUCUGUUACUCCACUUGCUGUGCAUCUUGAAAACGAGCAACCUGUUUAUUUUGAUCCCCAAUGGCCACAGGAGAAAAUUGACAAAGUAUUGAGAGAGAGUCGCUCUACUUUGAUGGCUUACUUUCAUUACAACCAUGCAAAUCACGGCAAACCCGGUUUUCGACCGUUGCUUUAUCAAGAGUUCCCUGAACAUAUGACUUGGCAGCAGAAUGCAAAAAAGUGGAAGCCUAGGUCUUCGAGUAGAAUGUCAAUUGGGCGCAUGUAUUACUGCAAUCCUGCUGCCGGUGAGAGGUAUUAUCUGCGUCUGCUGCUCACAGUUGUCAGAGGAGCCACGUCGUUUUCUCAUCUGAGAACUGUCAAUAAUCACGAGUACGCCACCUUUCGCGAGGCCUGUAUGAUGCUGCAUUUGAUCGAAGAUGAUGGAGAAUGGACCAGAGCCUUUGAAGAAGCUGCUACCUUUGCCUCUGGCUACGCAAUGCGUUCAAUGUUUGUCUCUGCGCUCAUGUUCAACUCAUUGGUAUCGCCUGUUCAGAUUUGGGAUCAAUUCUGUGAAAGUUUCUGUGAUGAUCUUGAGCAUGCAAUCGUGCAAAAAGGGUAUUCGCUGCUGCUCAGCGUGCAACCUGACGCUGAAUUUUACCAUGGAACGCGAAGUCUUGAUUACGGCUUAUAUCUGUUGCAAACAUCUCUUGGUGCACAAGACAGAUCUCUAGGUCAGUUCAAUUUGCCUUUGCCUCUCUUCAACUGGAAUGGCUUGAUAAGCAGAAUGACUGGCAUACAACGCAAUUCAUUGAUACUCAAUGAAAUGUCAUAUCUCCAAGAUCAAGAAGCCUUUUCGUACCAGCAAAAGUACGCUCAAAUGAACGCUACCCAGAAGCACAUAUUUGAGACCAUCACCUCCUCCAUCAACAGCAACGCCAACAGCUCACAUUUCUUUUUGCAAGGUCCAGCUGGCACUGGCAAAACCUUCAUUUACAAUACUCUUUGUCACUUUUAUAGAAGCCAAGGAAAAAUUGUUCUCUGUGUUGCCUCCUCUGGCAUUGCUGCUUUGCUACUUCCUGGUGGGCGUACGUCGCACUCUCGCUUUGCCAUUCCACUCAACAUCCACGAGCAGUCUGUGUGUGCAAUCAAGAAAAACGAUGAUCUUGCUGAUCUCAUUCGAGAGACAUCAUUGAUAAUUUGGGAUGAAGUGCCAAUGCAGCAUCGAUAUUGCUUUGAAGCUUUUGAUCGAACACUUCGUGAUAUUUGUAGUCGUGGUGAUGAAGUUACCUUUGGUGGUAUUCCUGUUGUUCUUGGCGGUGAUUUUGCUCAAAUUCCACCUGUUGUUAGGCAAGGUGGCCGUCCUGAAAUCGUCAAUGCCUCACUGAAAUCGUCAAGAUUAUGGCCCAAAUUACAAAAGCUGAGCCUGACUGAGAAUAUGAGACUUGCCAACUCCAAUGACACAGAUAGGCAAUUUGCAGAUUGGAUAGGAAAAAUGUCGUAUGAACCAUCCAUGAUUGGCAGCAUUGCUUUGCCCUCUUUUUUGAGGCAGAUGACUGAUCUUGAUCAGUUCAUUGAAGAUAUCUAUCCUCAGCAUGUUCUGCAGUGUCCUCUGCAAAAUAGUGAUUUCUUCAAGGAAAGAGCUAUUCUCUGUUCAAAGAACGUCAACGUUGAUGCUAUUAACAGCAAGGUGAUGGAGAACGUGAUUGGGGAAAAGGUCACUCUGUACUCUGCUGACACAGCUCAGUCUGAUCUGACCAACACGGAGACCCAAGCCUAUCCCUCAGAGUAUUUGCAAACCCUUUCGCCUUCAGGGCUGCCGCCAGCAGUUUUGGAGUUGAAAGUAGGUCUUCCUGUCAUGCUCUUGAGAAACCUCAACCCUGAAAGAGGUUUGUGCAAUGGCACAAGGCUGAUCAUUCAGCAAAUUGGACAGUAUGUCCUCAAGGUGAAAAUCCUCGGAGGGUCAGGUGCUGUCGAGUUGAUUCCUCGCUUUACUUUGUCUACAUUGCCUGGCACAUUGCCAUUCAUUUUGACCAGAAAGCAAUUCCCGGUUAAAGUAUCUUUCGCAAUGACCAUCAACAAGUCGCAGGGUCAAUCUCUCAGAAAAGUUGCCGUGGACCUCAGGAGUCCCGUAUUUACUCAUGGCCAACUCUAUGUUGCCAUGUCAAGAGCAACAUCUGCCAAUGGCAUGACCAUUUUAUUACCCGAAAAUAUGAAACACACAGAAAAUGUGGUGUAUCCUGAAGUUCUAUUUUCAGAUACUACCUAA